This is a messenger RNA of Aspergillus lentulus, 2346 nucleotides long. Lineage: Eukaryota; Fungi; Ascomycota; Eurotiomycetes; Eurotiales; Aspergillaceae. The record is from RefSeq and is a predicted model, not a curated record.
AUGGCAUCUCUGAAUCUCUCGUCGAACGGUCCGUCAAUUACCAAGAGUUAUCGGUCUGUAAUCGAUUGUUCGCUACCUACCGACAGCGCUACAUAUGGACAAUGGGCAGUAUUUUCCGUCUCAACGCCUUUGGUCAAUGCUUUCCAGAGGAAUUCAGAUACCAAGGAGAGUGUCUUGAAGGUCCAGAAUACCGGGGCUGGUGAGCUUGAGGAUCUCAUUGACGAGUUUUCGGAAGGAAAGAUUCAGUUCGCUUUCGUCAAAGUCACUGAUCCAAACAGUGGUCUCCCGAAGAAUGUCCUCAUCGGAUGGUGUGGAGAGGGCGUCCCAGAACGAACGAAAGGAUACUUUACAAGCCACCUGUCUGCUGUCACAAAGUUCUUAUCCAACUACCAUGUCCAGAUCACUGCACGCUCCGAGGGGGAUUUGACACCCGAGGGAAUAAUACAGAAGGUCGGAGAUGCCUCUGGUGCGAAAUACACACCAGAACGAGCUUCGCCAGUCACUGCUGUGCCCAAAACGCUUCCGGUUGCAAGCAAACCAGCAUUCACCCCCACCAGAACUGGUGCAUUAGACUCGAAGACUGUGUCAAAUGUUUCCACUAGGGUGGUUCCAAGAAUGAGCGGCGAUGAUAAUGGAUGGGGUCCAGAUGCGCCCCCGGUUACCAGGACAGAACUUGAAAAAGUUCAGUCCGCGUACAAGCCAACUAAGGUUGACAUUGAGGCAAUCAAGUCUCAGAACCUGCCCAGAAUAUCCCAUUAUCAUGAGCUUCCCGUUCCAGAGAACAAUGAUGUUGUUAAGGGUGGCUACCAGCCGAUAGGCAAAGUGGAUAUCGCUGCAAUCAGGAAACAAGCGCGGGAAGCAGGAGAACUGAAAGAAGACCGACCCGAGCCUGUGAGAGGCGCAUAUGAGCCGGUUGGCAAGGUCGAUAUUGCUGCUAUCCGUUCUAAGGUGCAGAAGCAGCCUGAAUCAUCUGUUGACCAGUCCGUCUCAAGUAACCCUGUUGAAUCGCGUAAUGAAAGGGUUAAAUCUUCGGAUUCUCCAAAACUAGCCGAUCAGCCUGAGCGUUUGACGACUUUACCCAAGCCGAAGGUUGCGAACAAAAUCGGUCUAAGCUCAACUUUCGCGGGCACAAAGGCACCUUUGCCCGGUGGCUUCGUUUCAGGCCCGGUCCCUCCUGCCACCCAGGUUGGCAUUGCAAGCAGAACGUUUGCAGACGAAGGAGGAAAGACUCCUGCGCAGCAGUGGGCUGAAAGAAAAGCCCGAGAACGAGGGCAAGGCCCUGCCCCUAGCCCAUCAGCAGCAAGCGGUGGUCAGGGCGGCAGCAAGGGAGAAUGGAAAAGUUCGUACAAUGGCAAGACAUGGGCUCCCGUUCAGACAACGCCUACAGGCAGCUCUGUGGAUCGCGGUGUCUCCCAGCAAGGGCAGGAAUUGACGACUGGGCCGGAAACGUCACUGCCUGGCCAGCUAGACUUUACCAGCCGGGAUCAGAAAUUACGUGGUCCAGGCACGAGUCCCACUCCCGAUGAAGAACCAGUCGGCGUACCUGGUUCCGAAGGUGAAUUACCUGCACCGCAUACUUCACAGGGGAUGAGACCGGAAGAACCAUUGGACGUCGAAGCUCACCAGCCUAUACCUAUCCCUCCUCAACAGCCUCGUUCCCCUACUCCUCCAACGCCGCCCCCCGUACGUGAAUCUUCUCCAAUUCGCGUUGCCGUGCCGGUUGGACGGGGAGAAGUUGCAGACGCUCACGAUGAACAAUACUCGCCUCCUCCUGUCAUGCCGACACAAAGCCUCCGACAGGCAGUACCUGAUGAUGAAGGGCUCGAGGAUACUAUUAUUGAUAUUGGUAGGGAAACGUCAAAAGCUACAGUCGUUGAUCGUCCUCAAGACGAGGCGCUCCAGGCCAUUGUGCAGUAUGAUUAUGAGAAGGCAGAGGACAAUGAAAUAGACUUGAAGGAGGGAGAGUAUGUGUCUGGCAUAGAGAUGGUUGAUAAGGAUUGGUGGCUUGGUUCUAAUGCGCGCGGCGAGCGGGGUCUCUUCCCCAGCAACUAUGUUGAGCUCGUCAAAGACAACCAGCUAGAGCACCUCGCUCCAGUUGCCGGAGCUGAAGAACCCAAGGAAACUCCUCCAACCGUUCCUGCCCACAGCUCAGGGGGAAGGCAGGAUAUCGCACAGCCAACUGCAAUGGCACUGUAUGACUACGAGGCUGCGGAGGACAAUGAGCUCAGCUUCCCGGAGGGUGCUCAAAUAGUCAACAUCGAGUUCCCCGAUGAUGAUUGGUGGUUCGGUGAGUACAAGGGUCAGAAGGGGCUCUUCCCUGCCAACUAUGUACAACUCCAGGAGUAG